Molecule: messenger RNA, 6537 nt
Organism: Ictalurus punctatus (channel catfish)
Lineage: Eukaryota; Metazoa; Chordata; Actinopteri; Siluriformes; Ictaluridae
Gene: grip1
Product: glutamate receptor interacting protein 1
Exons: 25
Coding region: 444-3896 (1150 amino acids)
Biological process (GO): neurotransmitter receptor transport, endosome to postsynaptic membrane
Molecular function (GO): nuclear glucocorticoid receptor binding
Source: RefSeq, a predicted model, not a curated record
CAUAUUGGGCUACAACACCGGAACAGACCAUUGACGUCCCUGUACACAUGCACGUUUACACGUUUGUCAUGCAUUUGGUUCUCUUUAGUCUUAAGACAACGUUCACCACAUAAGAACUAAAUGCAGUGACGGUGAGCACGGAAGCGCGAGAAGUCUGGUUAUUUACGUGGGGUUGUAGUAGUAAUAGUAGUGCCCACCUUUGCUGCCGGCUCUCCUCCUCCUCCUCCUCUUCCUCCUCCUCCUUCUUCUUGUUGUACGCUCGCGCCACACCGAAGCUGAGCGAGACGCACGCGGCGUUGAAUUACAGCGCUCGCUGAAAAAGGAAGAGCCUGCAGUCUCGGUGAGGAGGGACAUGCACGCGAGCGGAGCGCGUGUCGAGACCGAAACGCGCGUGAGAUUAUGCGUUUGAGGCGGCUGUAAAGGCAAAGCACGCUGCAGAAAACAUGCCGGGUUGGAAGAAGAACAUCCCCGCUUGUCUUCAGGCCGACCAAGAAGGAGAUGAGGGGCCCUACACCAAACACUCCAACCCCUCCAGAUCUCCGGAUGGAGCACUGGCCAUCAGAAGACAAAGUAUCCCAGAUGAGUUUAAGGGCUCCAGCAUGGUGGAGCUCAUGAAGAAGGAGGGUACCACCCUGGGCCUGACCGUUUCGGGAGGCAUCGACAAGGACGGCAAGCCGCGCGUCUCCAACCUGCGGCAGGGGGGCAUCGCAGCCAGGAGUGAUCAGCUGAACGUUGGAGACUACAUCAAGUCGGUGAAUGGCAUCAACCUGACCAAGUUCCGUCACGAUGAGAUUAUUAGUCUGCUGAAGAACGUGGGCGAGAGAGUCGUGCUGGAGGUGGAAUAUGAGCUGCCGCCUGUUUCCGUUCAAGGUUCGGGUGUAAUGUUUAAAAAUGUCGAGGUGACGCUUCAUAAAGAGGGGAACACGUUUGGAUUUGUCAUCAGAGGAGGCGCCCAUGAAGACAGGAACAAAUCUCGCCCUGUUACCAUAACAACGAUCAGACCUGGUGGCCCCGCUGACAGGGAAGGCACCAUCAAACCAGGAGACCGGCUGCUGAGCAUCGACGGUAUCCGUCUGCAUGGUACAUCCCACGCAGAGGCAAUGAGCAUCCUCAAGCAGUGCGGCCAGGAAGCAACACUCCUCAUCGAGUUUGACGUGUCCAUCAUGGACUCCAUAGCCAGUGCUUCUGGUCCUCUCCUGGUGGAAGUGGCCAAGCCUCUGGGCUCCAGCCUGGGAGUGGCUCUGUCUACAUCCAUGUACUGCAACAAGCAGGUCAUCAUCAUUGACAAGGUCAAGCCAGCCAGCAUCGCUGACAGGUGUGGGGCACUGCAUGCCGGUGAUCAUAUCCUGUCAGUAGAUGGCACAAGCAUGGAGUAUUGCACGCUGGCUGAAGCCACCCAGCUCCUAGCCAGCGCCUGUGAGCAUGUCAAAAUGGAGAUCCUUCCCCAUCACCAGACUAGACUGGCCCUUAAAGCCUCAGAUCACGUCAAGGUGCAGAGGAGCAACCGGCCACUGCCCUGGGAGUCUGGCACAAACAACAACAGCAACUUCCUUCCCUACCAGCACUAUAACACCUACCACCCUGACCAGUCCCGCAGCCAAGCCAAGCAGAAAUCUUCUCCAAACAACCCCCCUCUGGGCUCAUCUUUCUCACCCACCUCCAUGAGUGCCUACAGCUUGAGUUCCCUCAACAUGAGCACACUGCCUCGCAACAUGUAUCCCACAAGCCCCCGCAGCACACUGAUGAGGCGCAAACUGAAGAAGAAGGACUACAAGAGCUCGUUGUCUCUGGCCUCCAGCACUGUGGGCCUGGCCGGACAGGUGGUCCACACAGAGACCACUGAGGUGACCCUGGUCAGCGACUCCAUCAUGGGAUUUGGAAUUCAGCUCCAGGGAGGGGUGUUUGCCACCGAAACACUCACUUCACCUCCACUCAUUGCUUACAUAGACCAUGACAGCCCAGCCGAGAGGUGUGGAGUCCUGCAGAUUGGUGACCGACUCCUGUCCAUCAAUGGGAUCCCGACAGAGGACAGCACGCUGGAAGAGACCAACCAGCUGCUGCGUGACUCCAGUAUUACCAGCAAAGUUACGCUGGAGAUUGAGUUUGAUGUAGCAGAGUCUGUUAUCCCAAGCAGUGGCACAUUCCAUGUGAAGCUACCGAAGAAGCCAGGAGUGGAGCUGGGCAUCACCAUUAGCUCACCAUCCAACAGGAAGCCAGGUGAUUCACUGAUCAUCUCUGACAUCAAGAAGGGCAGUGUGGCGCACAGGACGGGCACGCUGGAGUUGGGGGACAAGCUCUUGGCAAUCGACAACAUCCGCCUGGACAAUUGCUCCAUGGAAGACGCUGUCCAGAUCCUGCAGCAGUGUGAGGAACUGGUCAAGCUCAAAAUCCGUAAAGAUGAGGACAACUCAGGUGUCCUGCGUCUAGGCCGUGUUGAUAUGGACGCCCGUGUGCUGUUGGCCUGUGUUGCAGACGAGCAGGAGAGCUCUGGUGCCAUCAUCUACACGGUGGAGCUGAAGCGCUACGGGGGCCCGCUGGGCAUCACCAUCUCAGGCACCGAGGAGCCCUUCGACCCCAUAAUCAUCUCCAGCCUCACCAAGGGCGGCCUGGCUGAGAGGACCGGGGCGAUCCAUGUUGGGGAUCGUAUCCUGGCCAUUAACAAUAACAGCCUGAAGGGGAAGCCGCUGAGUGAAGCUAUCCACUUGCUUCAGAUGGCUGGAGAAUCCGUUACUCUGAAGAUCAAGAAACAGGGAGAAUUGGCAAGUCCUAAGCAGCCAUCAGUGACUGGGCAUCUGGGUGAACUGAGCGAUGCGGAGGAUGAGAAUCAGCAGAAGCCAGGGAAGCUGUCAGACAUCUACUCCACCACCAUUCCCAGUGUGGAUAGUGCCGUUGAGUCCUGGGACGGCUCGGCUAUCGAUGCCUCCUUCAUCCCUCAGGUCCCAACUGGUUUCCAAGCAUCGGGCUACAGUUUCCACAGUCACGAGUGGAGGAACGCCAAAGUGACUCGUGGCAGUGUAUCUCCAAGCAGCGGCCGUCAGAGGAGCACUGUCCUGCAGGACCUGGGCCUCAGUGAUGAUGAAUGGGACAAACCAAGUGCUAGCGGGUUCACCGUGGCUCACGAUGGCACAGAGCCGGAUCAGGAAGAGAACUUUUGGUCUCAGGCGCUGGAGGACCUGGAGACAUGCGGCCAGUCUGGGAUCCUCCGCGAACUUGAGGACAAGCCAAACAGGCUUCUGACUAAGAGAAACCUGGCCGUCUUGGCUACCAUAAUGUCUGGCAGUACACUGAGUCUGAACCAUGAUCCAGCGCCUGCACGGUGCCAACUGGGCAGGCAGGCCAGCUUCCAGGAACGUGGUAGCAACAGGUCACAGUAUAACCAGGGCAACCGUAGCAACACACUUCCUAGUGACAGUGGACGCAAAGCCUUCGCUAUGAGGAAGAUGCAGCAAGAGAUCAAGGACAUCGUGUCCCCAAACCCUGUGGAGCUACACAAGGUGAGUCUGAAUAAAGAGUCAGACCUGGAGGACUUUGGCUUCAGCGUGUCCGAUGGGCUCCUGGAGAAGGGGGUCUACGUCAAUAACAUUCGCCCAGGUGGGCCCGCUGAAGUUGCGGGGCUCAAACCCUACGACAGGCUAUUACAGAUCAACCAUGUCAGAACUAGAGACUUUGACUGCUGCUUGGUGGUUCCUCUGAUCGCGGAAUCGGGGAACAAGCUGGACCUGGUGAUCAGCCGAAACCCGGCGUCAGCCUCAACCUCGCCCACAGAACUGAACCAGCUUCCUGGUGAGGAGCCUGUGGGCUGGACUGACCCGGCCGAGCCCCUCCCACAGGAAGCGGCCCAACAGAACUCCAGGCCGGUGGGGUCAGAGGGCAGAGAUCCCAACAAGACCUUAUAGCAGAACCCCAUCUCACCCUCCCCAGCACAGGCUCAAGUGCUCCUCAUGGUGCUAAGUGAACUCUUCCCGACAUUCACCACCCCCCUGCCGGAGAGAGCUGGAGCUCUUCUGGCACAUAGCACACCCAGUUUCUUCCCUGAGCCACAGCAUGAGCCACACACACUGAGAGGGGUCCUCCCCACAACCUGCUGCCUGUGUGUUUACUCCUGUGAAAAUGACACUGAUUACAGAGGGAGGCCGUACUGACCUCUGAGAAAGUGAUCUAAAAAUCCAAAACUGAACCAGUGCCAUCCCUAGUUUUUAUUGCCAAUAAACGUUUUAACAGAAAAAACUGAAGCAAAAGAAGCAAAGGGAAUCUUUAAGACGUUUACACAUGAUUAUAGACUGGCCGCUGUGUGUGUGUGUGUACGUGUGUGUGUGUGUGUGUGUAUGUGCGUAUGAGUAAACAAGACUUCCUUCUGUAAGUCACGGCCAGAGCAAUCUCCACAUUCUGUAUUCUGUUUGUUCUAACCUCAGCUGUUCUCCUUGUCUCCUCCACACCUCCUCUUGCUCCUUACUUUUGUACGUAUGUGUGUGUGUGUGUUUGUGUAUAGUGGAUCCCCCCCGUAAUUCCUCACAAGUGAUGCCACAUGAUGUCUCACUCAGCUGGAAAAAGCGCUCAGCACGAGCUCAGCACCAUGAACCUGAUUUUCCUAAAAUGGUAAAACGCUAGUCAGCCCCGGUGGGUUGGGUGGCACAAUGCAUGACACCUUUUGAGUACUAUUUUAUAAUGAUUGAAGUGUGACUGUACAGAAGAAGAAGAGAAAAAAAAACACUCGAAAAAGAACAAAACAUCAAUAACAAAGGUCAUCAUUUGAUUCCUGGGUUAAAUCCAUACAAAUGUUUGAACCUUAAUUUCAUAGUGAAUUAUGAUCAUUUCACCAUGAUGUUAAAGAGGCGGUGCUUGCCUUAGGCACCUUAUCUUAGAACUGGACAGAAGUCUAUUUUUAUUAGUCGAGGCAAAUGGUUUAUCAGUGAGCAACGUGUGAAGCCUGAGUGAUGGAAAAGACGCAUUAAGCAAUCAGCUCGCCUUACUAUUCUAAGAUGAUUGGGAAGACAUAGUGGUAAAGAUGAUGUAUUUUGGUUUCGGAGUCUUUGUUACAUGUACGGUGCAGGCAGAACAUAAACCCCCAGGCUUUGUGUCGCUUUUUGGAAAUGUCCAUUGCUAGCACAAAGCAGAGAGACCAAAUAUCCAGUCCAGAGCGUCCCAAAUCCGUCUCUUCUCAUGCCUGUUCUGGACGAUGGAGAGCGGGAUCGGUGUCAAAGGGCCUUGAAGUGUUACUGACAACAGUCCCACAUCAGCCAGACCCAUUACAAGGUAACACAAUGUCUCCGCAUAAUACAGAAAUCUUCAUUCCAGACAUGGUUUUAUAACUGUUUGGAGAAUCUUUUUUAACCACCACUCCUAAUAUUUAUUAAAAAAAGAAAAAAAGAAAAAAAAAGGAAGCAUGAAGUUGAGAGACGCGAGCAAGCCCGAAAACAACUUCUAGUCUAUAGUCCUCCCUUGUUUAAGUGAAUAUCAACUUAUGCUAAUCUACUGUAUGUGGUACUGGUAUGGUUUUGUAUGUUUAAUGUGUUUUGUUUUGUUUUUUCUCCAGCGGGCAUUAGCCCAAAGGGUGUACAAACUAUUUGUAAAGAGAAACAACAACAAAAAAAAAAGACAGUGGCACUUGAGUGUUAAAUCAUGUGAGAAUGAGGUUCUGUGUGUCAGAACAUCGUUCAAGGAAACAUUUCAUAUACAUAUAUUAAAAAAAAAAAAAAAAAAAGCUGUAGCUCUAUUCAGAAAAAUAAAUUUAAAAAAAACAUUAGAAAAGAUAAAACUACUGCUUAUGGCAGCACAUACUUCACCUGUUUGUGUGUGUGUGUGUGUGUGUGUGUGUAUGUGUGCGUGUGAGCGUACACAUGUGUGAACUGUGGCUUGUCUGUGUUCACACACUCUUGACUACUCACUAUUUAAAAUGGCACAUGAUCGGUCCAAUCGAAUUCCUGACCCUCAUCAGGGUGACGCUCACCUGGCAUUUCUUUACAGAGACUUUUUUGAUUCUGGAGAACUGUGUUCUGUUCCUUCAGGUACGGGUUCAUUCCCUGAUCUCAUGCACUGGAUUUGAGAUCUUCUGUUGUCAUUUUUUGACAUCAUUUUGACAUGUCGCUCUCAUGAAAUCUUUUGCCAGUCAUGGUCAAGCAUUGCGACGUCUGGUACUCAGCUUUUCCAUGUCAGUUUUACCACUGCAAAUAAUGUGUAGAGACAUGCACGUGUAUUUUGUUGAUGCCCAAGUUUUGGGGUUUUUUUUGUUUGUUUGUUUGUUUUUCCAUUUUGUGCAAUCAUUUUAUGUGGAUUUAAGCACUGCCAAUUAAAAUAGUGGGUAUCCAUUUUCACUGUAUGAUGAAUUAAUGACUCAAUUUCACUGUUAGGUCCCUGAAAUAUUGUAUUUUUAUUUCUAAUGGACAGGCAUUAUGAGCUGUAAAGUAUUUUUGUACAAAUUUAAUACUUUGUUAGCAUGAUAUUUAUCGUCUAUGUAUAACUUUGGGGAUUCCUACAGCUGUAAACCUUUAUAUGGCCAACAAAAAGAGAAACAAUAAAAAGAUGUACAGAGUGGACUAA